Messenger RNA from Gossypium arboreum, 3071 nucleotides. RefSeq names its product protein VASCULAR ASSOCIATED DEATH 1, chloroplastic. The transcript is spliced from 19 exons. The record is from RefSeq and is a predicted model, not a curated record. The coding region runs from base 972 to 2903 and encodes 643 amino acids. Lineage: Eukaryota; Viridiplantae; Streptophyta; Magnoliopsida; Malvales; Malvaceae. Gene Ontology annotation, biological process: negative regulation of programmed cell death.
CAUUUUUAAUUAAAUCCACCUCACUGUUCUUGGAGGAUCAGUCUGUUGGGAAGACCAGUAUAAUCACUCGCUUCAUGUACGUUCUGCCUCCAUCGACGAUGAGCUCAAGUCUUGGGAGUUGGGACGCUGAUUUCGUCAAGGUCGAUCAAGCCGUGCUCUUCGACCUAAUCCUGUGGAACAUGUAGGAAAACAGAGAUCCUGCUAAAGUCAAGUUAAAGAGCUUCGAUUCAUGUUUAUUACAGUGCAAUUCAGAACUCGUGGAUCCUGCUAUUUUUUUAUCUAUUGCCAAGCUACCACUUUUACGGCUUAUAGCAAAUGAAUUUAUUGAAGUGGGAGAGGGGAUGGGGCCAUGGGAACUUGCUGUAAGAACCCUGGUGAGGAGCAGCUGUGAGCGUGGAGGGAUAAAAAAGACAAUGAAGCGAGGGAUAGGAGAGAAAGAAAAAAGAAAUUAAUUUAAUUUAAUUAAUAUUAAAUUUAAAAUUUUUAAUUAAAAUUCCAUGUGUCAUUUUGAGAGUUACUUUUACGGAGUUAACGCUUUAGAUCAAAAUUAGUAAUGAAAGUAAAAUUUAAAUCACUUUUAAUAAAAGAAAUAAUUUAAGUACGUAAGUGAAAAAAAUUAUAAUUCGGGUCAAUUUUUUAUUUAAGCCUAAAAAGUAACUUGACAGAAUGUUUUGACUCCGUCACGUGGUAGAGUCCACCGGAGGACCGGUCGGUUGUCAUUUUUAUCCACUCAAUAAUCCGCCACGUGUCAAAAUAGUCAACGUCUCUCCUUCAAUGACUUGGCGUGGCAGUGAAAUAGAUUGCAAAACUGUACCGCUUGAUGUUGGCUUCCGCUUUCAGAAAUAAGUCCCUGUUUGUCAAACGGCGUAGUUUCUUUUAGCUAUUCCUUGGACUCUCCCACCCAAAAGAAAAAAAAAAGACACUGAAAACUCAGAUCUCUGCCAUCUCUAUCGGCUCUUCCCCACCCUGCUAUGGCAGUGACCUCUGCUGCCGCCGAGAGGAUCGAUCUUCCGCGGUCUUCUAUGGAUCGUUCUCUUUCUAAAGCAGUCUCCGACGACGUUUCUGAUUCUUCAACUUCGCCAAACGAUUCCUCGCCUACCGACACGCCUGAUCGCAACGAUGCUUCCAAUGCUUCACCCAACCCUAGCUACAAAGAUGUUGAUAUUCAGUCUCAGUCAGCAUUGAGGAGUGAAGAAUACCGCCAACUGUUUAGGCUUCCACCUGAAGAGUUCCUUGUCCAGGAUUUCAACUGUGCAUUCCAGGAGAGUAUUCUUCUUCAGGGUCACAUGUACCUGUUUGUUCAUUACAUUUGCUUUUAUUCCAAUAUAUUUGGAUUUGAAACAAAGAAAGUAAUUGCCUUCAACGAAAUUACAAGUGUUAACAGAGCAAAGACUGCUGGAAUCUUUCCUAAUGCAAUAGAAAUUUUUGCUGGAGGAAGGAGGUACUUCUUUGCAUCAUUCCUAUCUCGUGAUGAAGCUUUCAAGAUCAUUAAUGAUGGAUGGUUGCAGCUUGUCAAUGGAGCCCAAGAAAUUACAGAACAACAGGAAUCCAUGUCUGAGUCCAGCACCCAAGAGAAUGGCUUUGUUGCAAUUGAAAAUACCAAUAGCUCACUAAACCCCUUAAAUGACACGGAAUCUGCAGACAGGCAUGAGGACGCUCCCACUUCUAGUGGCUCUAAGGUUCCAUCCACUUCUGACACUAAUGCAGAAGUAGGUUGUGGAUCAGUUAUAAAUACUGGGGUUUCAGCAUCAGAAGGUACCUUUUCAUGGAAGCCAGAGAAUUGUGAUGCACCAAAGGUUGCUGAAUGUUUUACCAGGGUUGCAGAAACAAAGUUUCCGAUUAAGGUAGAGGAGUUCUUCAAUUUGUUUUUUUCGGAUAAUGCUGUUAAUUUCAUUGAAUCUUUUCAUAGAAGGUGUGGAGAUAAAGAAUUUAAGUGCUCUUCAUGGUGCCCUCAUGACAAAUUUGGACAUGUCCGUGAUGUGUCAUUUCAACAUCCAAUAAAAAUAUACUUUGGUGCAAAAUUUGGUAGCUGCCAGGAGGCCCAGAAAUUUCGAAUUUACAGAAACAGUCACUUGGUUAUAGAGACAUCACAAGAGAUCAGUGAUGUACCAUAUGGAGAUUAUUUCCGUGUAGAGGGGCUUUGGGAUGUAGAAAGAGACAAUGAUGGCCCACAAGAAGGCUGCGUUUUGCAGGUUUAUGUUAAUGUGGCUUUUAGCAAGAAAACUGUUUGGAAAGGGAAAAUAGUGCAGUCUACUCUUGAAGAGUGUCGAGAAGCAUAUGCAACGUGGAUAGACAUGGCACAUGAAUUGUUGAAGCAGAACAUUGAUAAACAAGGAGGGGUAAAGCCUUCUGAAAGCUCAAGUGGAAAUGGUGAACUCCAAGUUGAAAGGGAAGUGGCUACCACGGAACCUUCAGAAAGAUCUCAUACCCUAAGUGAUCCAGUAAGGACAUUGCAGAUGUCCGAUUCUCUGGAUGUUAACCAGAGAAUUGGGAAUCUUUUGCAAGAAAGUUUGACUAGUGCUUUAUCCAUUGCAUCUUUGUUAAGCGAGUUUGCGAGGAAAUCCUUCUCAUACUUGAAAAGCCAAGGCCAUAUUUCACUAGUCUUAGCUGUUGCCUUCGCUGUGAUUCUCCUGAUGCAGGUAAGCAUCGUUGUGCUAUUAAACAGGCCACAACAAGUGCAUGUGAAUUACCCAGUUGAGUACAUGGGUAGCAUGAUGAGAGGUGGUGGAGGUGGAGGCGGAGAAAGCAGAGCUGAAGCAGUGGCUUGGUUGGAGAAGCGGAUGCAUCACCUUAAAGAAGAGACGACGAUGGUUGAAGCUCGGUUAGAGAGGAUGUGGCAUGAGCAUGCUGCUUUAAAAGCACAGUUAAAAGAAUUGGGGUAUCCGAAGAAGCAUAAUAGAUAAAAUUCUUACAUGGAUAGUUUUUUUUUACGAAGGAGUAUUUUUCAUAGUAAAUCAUGAAAAAUCAGACAUGCAUUUCAUAUAAUUAGUAUAUGUAUGUAGAAGUCUGUAAUUGAAAUCAUAUAAACUGUUUGGUUGAUAAUGAAUGAAUGAAAUAGGGGUUGGAAUUUA